Molecule: messenger RNA, 4393 nt
Organism: Hydractinia symbiolongicarpus
Lineage: Eukaryota; Metazoa; Cnidaria; Hydrozoa; Anthoathecata; Hydractiniidae
Exons: 2
Coding region: 694-3759 (1021 amino acids)
Source: RefSeq, a predicted model, not a curated record
AAGUUAUACCGUUCUGUAUAAAGCCCGUAGUUAAGUAUUUUUAGCCAAUCAGCGCUGCAGACAUCCCGCAUAAACCGGUUAAAAAUAGCUAUUGUAAACAAAAAUAAUAAUAUAAACACCAACAAUAUCGAUGGACAUUCUAGGAACUCAUUCACAAAAAUCAAUUUUGUAGAAAAAGCUAACACAUAUUCAUAAUGAAAAAGUUAAAAAUUGAGCCGUUGACACUGGGGGGACGGAUACGAUAAUGUUUUUUUUGCAACUAGGUAUUACUGUUACAAUUUUAGGGAUACAAAAUUAAUAGGUUAUAUUUGUUAUUAAUAUUGUUUAUAGCCAAUAGGAAAUUAUUUUUUGACCAGAAAAGGGUUAUUUAAAAAACUGGUGCGAGUGACUCCUCAAGUGACUUCUCUUUUCCAGUUUAAACUUUGGAGCUAGCCGAGAAUAAAUAAUACUUUCUUGUUCACAAAAAAUCUGCAGCCAUCGUUAUACAAAAUUGGCUAUCACCUAUGCGCUUAAAAGUUCUUAUUGUUGAUAUAUCUUUUAUUGUUUUGUGCAAAUGAGUGUUUACUAUAGACCUAUGUGAAUGUAAUUACUUUAAAAGACAUUUUUUUGAUUGCUUAUAAUUCUCUUUUAAUUUCACCACGCAUCAACUUUACUUAAAGCGAGGAUGUGAACAGUACAGAGAUUUAAACCAAUAUGAAAUUCCGACAACACAUCGACAAGCAUCGUCUUUUAUACAUCAUUGGAAUACUGAUCGCCUUUUCCGUCGGUAAUUUAAUUGGCCGCUCGUUUUACCAUACCAACGAUGUUGCUCCAUCUAGCAACUCUGCAGCUCAGCAGUUAUAUUUUGCCUAUUUGCAACAAAAAAUCAUACGUGAAAGAAGAGAGGAUAAAAGACAAGACAAAGAUGUUGAUGAAGAAGAGGAUGAAGAAGACGAUAAUGAUGCCGAAGUGAUAAACCAAAAGGAGAAUGGCGUCUACGUGGGCGACGAAAAAGAUAAAGGUGCACCGACACUAUCACAAAAGGAUAAUAAAGCUAAAUUAGAUAUUGUGACAAUUGUAAAUGAACCUGAGAAAACGCAUGGAGACGCGCAAAACAAAAAGUCAGAAACUUAUCCAGUGCGAAAAAAAACAUUUGACGGAGUUGAUUACAGGGAUGAAAAUGUAGAGGAUAAUACAGAAACAAACGGAAAAGAGGGUGACAACGCAGGAGAAAUGAAUAAAAAGGAUGAAAUGAACAAAGAACACAACAUACAGGGUCGUGAGGAUGAACCGGUAACAAAUAUAAAUGGGAAAGCAGAAGACGUUAAUAAAAACGAAGAACGGGACAAAAACGUGGAAAGUGAAAGUGAAAAUAAAGGUACGCAAAGUGAAAGCAAGAAUCAAAUUCAUCAGGAUAGAAAUAUAAACACAGAUGAAGUGGACGAGAAAGAAGAAGAAGGGGGUAAAAAAAGUAAAGAUAAACACGCACAAACUAAAGAUACAGAGGACGAAAGUGAAAAAAAUCAAAUUCAUCAGGAUAAAAGUAAAAACGCAGACAGUAUGGACGAAAACGAAGAAAAAGGGGAUGAAAAGGCGGAAACUGAAGACAAAGGAGAAAUUGCAAAGAAAAAAGCAGAAAGUGAAGACAAAAACGCUGAAAGUAGAGGUGAAAACGUAGGAAGUGAAGAUGAAAACGCGGACAGUGAAGAUGAAAACGCAGAGAGUAAAAAUGAACAAUCAGAAAGUAAAGACGAAAACGCAGAGAGUAAAGAUGAACAAUUAGAAAGUAAAGAUGAAAAAGCAGAAACUGAAGAUGAAAACACUGAAAGUAAAGAAAAAAACGAAGAAAGUGAAGAUAAAAACGAAGAAAGUGAAGAUAAAAACGAAGAAAGUGAAGAUAAAAACGAAGAAGGUGAAGAUAAAAACGAAGAAAGUAAAGAAAAAAACGAAGAAAGUGAAGAUAAAAACGAAGAAAGUGAAGAUAAAAACGAAGAAAGUAAAGAAAAAAACGAAGAAAGUGAAGAUAAAAACGAAGAAAGUGAAGAUAAAAAUGAAGAAAGUGAAGAUAAAAACGAAGAAAGUGAAGAUAAAAACGAAGAAAGUGAAGAUAAAAACGAAGAAAGUAAAGAAAAAAACGAAGAAAGUGAAGAUAAAAACGAAGAAAGUGAAGAUAAAAACGAAGAAAGUGAAGAUAAAAACGAAGAAAGUAAAGAAAAAAACGAAGAAAGUGAAGAUAAAAACGAAGAAAGUGAAGAUAAAAAUGAAGAAAGUGAAGAUAAAAACGAAGAAAGUGAAGAUAAAAACGAAGAAAGUGAAGAUAAAAAUGUAGAAAGUGAAACCAAGAAUCAAACUCAUCAAGAUAAAAGUAAAAACGCAAAGAACGUGGACGAAAACGAAGGAGAGGAUGAAAACGCAGAAAAUGAAAGCAAACACGGAGAAAUUGCAAACAAAAACCAUAAAAAUGAAAAUAUAAAAAUUAAAGAUAAAAGAAAAGGUGAUGAAAAUGAAGAUUCUAACCAGGAUGAGAAAAUAAGUGGAAAGACAAACGCAGAAAAUGAGAGUGAGCAACAAAAGUACAAUAAUAAAGUAUAUUUGUUCGAACAUAAAAAUAAAAGUGUACACAAUGAUGAAGAUGAAAUGACAAACAUACCUGAGACAAAAAAUGCAAAACACAAGAAGAUUUUUUUUGCAAAACAUUUUCCUGAUGUAAAAAUGAGUAAGCCGAUAUUUGAAAUAAUUAGAAAGAAGAAUAUACAAGCUAAAGAAAGAGAAGAUAGAAGAGAAAAACGUGUCGGCGAACGGUAUGUGCACAAGACUAUAAGUGCCAAUUAUGCAAUUAAAGUUGAAACGGAUAGCCCUGUAGAUAACAAUCCGGUUACUAAUAAAAAUGAAGCUGAUCAUGAGAAAGAUGACGAGUUUGAUGUUGACGAUGAAGAAAAGAAUGAAAUUUCAUAUAAAACCAUAUCGACUCUAUCAAAAGGAUACAACCAAGCUAUGGUUUUACACAAAAAAUGCUCUCGGAAGUAUAAAAACAUGAAGGAACGGAAAAAGUUGAUUUUAAUCACAGCUUUCACGAAUCCUCAAAGUAUAAACUUGUACAGUGCACGUAAACAAACCGUAGAGAAGAUGAAAGCAAGACUUAUGGAAAUUCUUAACACUGUACAGAAGAACCUUAACAAUCAGAUGUUUGAAAGUGUUCACAUCUUUACCCCAACAAAUGACGAUGCCGAUUAUCUCCGCAAAAUAGAUUUUUCAAAUUCUCACAAGCUAAUCUUAGUGGCGGUCAAAAAAACUGUCACAGUGAAGCUUAUUUUAUCUUACGUAACAAAAUGUUUGAAAAAUAAAUAUGUUGUCAUGACAAAACCAGAUAACUUGUUUGGAAAAGGUUGGGAGAAUUUAGAUUUCAAUCACUUAAAAACAGAAAAGCUAUUGUAUGCCGUCACACGACAUUCCUCGAAAACAUCUUGCCGAUAUUCUAAAACACAAGCACAUUGUGAUCGUCGAAACAUGUAUCGCAAAAGCAAUGAUGUGAUCGUGUUUUAUGUACAUGGUUCGUUCUCUCUGAAGAAUUUACAAAAGCUCAGAAACGCUACCCUAUACCAUGUUGGCAUAGAAAAUACUUUAAUCUGGACAUUUAAAUACGACCUCGGGUAUACAAUAUUGAAUCCUUGUAGAGUAUUAUUUGUGCAUCAUGAACAUUGUGUUCCGUUACAUGAAGAAUAUAGUGAAUUUGACUUUGACGACAUGACGUACGUUUGGCCGUCAAAAAAAUUGUUUUGAAGCGUAAUUAAAUGAUGACGCGUAAUAUCAACACAUUUUAAUUUCACAAGUGAAAUUAACUUGAAAAUUGGUGUUAAAAACUUUGUACAGUCGCCAAAUUUAGUGUGUUACUUAAAUUCUAAAAAAAUCUGUGCAGGAGACUAAUUGAAUUUGAUUAAAGGUCAUGUGCACUUUAAAAACAACAUGUAACUACAUUAUGAUAAUGUAUGUGGCUGCUAGCCGUUUCUUUCAGCCUUCUUUUUCUUUGAUAAAUAGCCUCGUUUGCACCAUUUUCUUACUAUACAUAUUCCAAUACACUACUUGAUGGUUCAUCCAAAUUUAAAUUAAUUUACAUGGUUCAGUAAAUAUAUUUCUAAAAUACUUAAUCGCUUGUUUAUUUUUUAAAACGCUGAACCCUAGCACUAACAACUUAAAGAAUUUAGCAAUAUUGAUUUCAACAUCAGAAGUUCACACAAUAAGAGUACAAAAGAAAGCAGGGUCAUAGCAGACACCCAUUACCAUUUUAGGGAGGUAAAAAAUUGAGAUUUUAGGUUCCUGGAGUCAAAAUGCAUCCUCUGUAUCAGUCUCUAAAAUUAACAAAAUCGGCAAAACUUUUUUUGGGGGGUAACCCAUCCAUCUAGGCUGCUAAAGCCCU